CCAAAGUUCAUUAUUUCAAUUUUAUUUUGAAUUCAAAUCGAUCAACUUUACUAAACCCAAGUUUGGAUCGACUAUUUUUAGCGUGGGGCGAAAGGAAAAAAAUAAAAAUAAAAAUUGCGCAGUCAAAUUUGUUAAACAGAUUUUCAACCAAAGCUGUACUCACACCCCAGCCCAAGAAAAAAGAUUUAAGAGAGUUUGGAAAAGCCUAAAAGGGCUGUCAUAAAAAUUCUAUCUUUUUGGCCAGCAAAGUACAGGCAUUGCCCUUCUGUCUCAAAUUCAGUAACCUCAGCGAGUAGAGGUAAUUUUUUCUGGAAAAUGAGCGCCACGAGGUUCAUAAAGUGCGUGACUGUGGGUGAUGGAGCUGUUGGGAAAACUUGCAUGUUGAUUUCUUACACAAGCAACACAUUUCCUACGGAUUAUGUUCCAACCGUUUUCGACAAUUUCAGUGCAAAUGUAGUUGUCGAUGGUAGCACUGUCAAUUUGGGGCUGUGGGAUACUGCCGGUCAAGAGGAUUACAAUAGACUAAGGCCCUUGAGCUAUCGUGGAGCGGAUGUUUUCCUUCUUGCUUUCUCACUCAUUAGCAAGGCCAGCUACGAAAACAUCGCAAAAAAGUGGAUUCCAGAAUUAAGGCAUUAUGCUCCAGGUGUUCCUAUAAUUCUUGUUGGGACAAAGCUUGAUCUUAGAGAUGAUAAGCAAUUCUUUAUUGAUCAUCCUGGAGCAGUUCCAAUUACCACAGCCCAGGGAGAGGAACUAAGGAAACUGAUUGGUGCCCCUGUGUACAUCGAGUGCAGUUCAAAAACUCAACAGAAUGUGAAGGCGGUGUUUGAUGCGGCUAUAAAGAUAGUAUUGCAACCGCCAAAGCAAAAGAAGAAGAAGAAGAAAGGGAACAAAGGCUGUUCCAUCUUGUAAAAAUAGGUAAAAAUGGAAUCGUUUAUCGGGAUUAUGAAUCUAGAGAAAAUAACAUUAGCAUCAAAAAAUGUGUUUGAACUCAGUCGAAUGUAGGCCCAAUCGUACACUAAUUUUGAUGUAAUUUGUUGAAUUGGAGAAUUUCACGGCAAGUUUAAGCGUGUGGACCGUGACAUGUUUGAGGCGAUGCUCGUGUAGCGCAGCUUGUUUGUUUCUAAGUAGAUUUUGUUGCUGAGGUUAUUGUCUCUUGUGUUUUUCUUCUGUUCCUUCUCUUUUCUUCUCCUUUGAGUCCUUUCUAUUCAUUGUCUAUGUCCUUGUGUAAUUGUUCCUCAAGUAACAAUACAACUACUUGUAAUUCUCUUAGUGCUCCUCCUUUCUGGAAAACACUGUAAAAAAGUCAUCAUGAAAACCUGAAGUAAACAACAAACAUAAGGAUAUACUUGUAAUUAAGCUUAGUAGAUGAUUGCUUCACU
Molecule: messenger RNA, 1379 nt
Organism: Striga asiatica
Lineage: Eukaryota; Viridiplantae; Streptophyta; Magnoliopsida; Lamiales; Orobanchaceae
Source: the annotation of a GenBank genome assembly